CACAUCCAGCCCCCCAAUGAGAGAGAUGGGAAAGCUUAGUUCUUCAGGGUCCGUCUGACGUGAAUGUAGCAACUAAUGAGAAAUGAUAACAUUUCUUUCCCUAGCAUUCGAAGUGGAGCAGUUGGGAGACCCUGGAAAAGGAGAUCUUACGCGACUUCGGGAUAAUAUUGUAAAUCAGAACAGCUGGCUGGCGGAUUCGGACACGGUUGUUCUCCAGUAUAGAUUUGAUCUUGUAGUUGUCUUUUUAACGUUGCUAGUUUAAUUAAUCUUCACAAACUAAGGAAAGUAAUCCGUUUCUGCGCUGUGUUUGGAUCAACAACUUCCUGGUUACAAUCGACUUUCAGAACAGCUGGAUCAAAAACGCUACACAGAUAGAGUAACGUUAAAAGCUAUUCGUCUUUUAAAAUGAAUAACAAUAAAAUUGAAAAAGAGAGCGAAUCAAGUGAAUUCACCAACCACGAAGAAGAGGUCCGGACCCUGUUUGUUAGUGGUUUGCCACUUGAUAUCAAACCCAGAGAGCUUUAUCUCUUAUUCAGACCAUUUAAGGGCUAUGAAGGCUCUCUAAUUAAACUCACCUCCAAACAGCCAGUAGGAUUUGUCAGUUUUGACAGCCGAUCAGAGGCGGAAGCUGCAAAGAAUGCUCUGAAUGGUGUGCGUUUUGACCCAGAGAUUCCCCAGACCCUGCGGCUGGAGUUUGCCAAGGCCAACACCAAGAUGGCCAAAAACAAGCUGGUGGGCACUCCCAACCCCCCUCCAUCCCAGCAGAGCCCUGGGCCUCAAUUCAUCAGUAGAGACCCCUAUGAGCUCACAGUCCCCGCACUUUACCCCAGUAGCCCCGACGUCUGGGCCCCAUACCCCCUGUACCCGGCGGAGUUGUCUCCUGCUCUGCCUCCCGCUUUCACCUACCCCUCUUCGCUGCACGCUCAGAUUCGCUGGAUCCCUCCUGCCGACAGCACUCCUCAGGGAUGGAAGUCCAGGCAGUUCUGCUGAAACCACUGUAUCUGAUGUGUGAUGGUGGCCACGUUUGGUCUUGAUUGUUGAUCUAACUUCUGAAGUCCAACCAGGAGGAUUCCCAGCCCAGUUGACUAAACUGUGGACUGCUGGCGACAACACCUCUGUGGGCCUCAGGACCUUCAAGACCUCAGCCUCGAUCACACAUCUUCCCAUCGCAGCAACUCUCU
Molecule: messenger RNA, 1181 nt
Organism: Megalops cyprinoides (Indo-Pacific tarpon)
Lineage: Eukaryota; Metazoa; Chordata; Actinopteri; Elopiformes; Megalopidae
Product: RNA-binding protein with multiple splicing-like
Exons: 9
Coding region: 406-990 (194 amino acids)
Molecular function (GO): mRNA binding
Source: RefSeq, a predicted model, not a curated record